AAUGAUUGACCAAUAGCCUGCAAAGCUUGACAAAAAGAGAAUCUCCUUUAUGAACUUUAUUUCUUGCCCUUUUCUUUUGUUUUGUGGCUUCGAUAGCAACGAUUCUCUUCUCCUUACAUAGAAACCGCCUAUCAAUUCUUGUUAUCUUCUUCAUUUCUCCCACACUUGUUCUUUUUUUCUUGCUUCACAAAAAUGGAAGAUCAAGAAAACACAUCCUAUGUCCUGCCGGCCCAUUCUGCUCAGUAUUAUAGCUCAAGAAUUAUGUCAUCAGAAAUUGUUGAAAUCGGAGAAGAUAGCAGGAAUGGUAUCGGUAAUAGCAGAGACGGUACCGGUGUUAUCGAUGUUUAUGUUGCUGUCGAUAAAGACGAUCUGCAUGUCCUAAAAUGGGCUCUUGAUCAUUCUGUUUCUCCUGGGACUAGAGUUUUUCUUGUUCAUGUUUUUCCUCCGAUAACUUAUAUUCCUACACCAGUUGGAAGACUAUCAAGGAGCCAAUUAAGUGAAGAUCAAGUGAGAUUUUAUAUUAAUGAAGAGCAUAAUAGAAGAAGGAAUUUAUUGCAGAAAUACAUUCGACUCUGCAAUGAUGCCAAUGUCACAGUGGACACGAUGCUUCUUGAAAGCAAUGAGACAGCCAAAGCCAUUCUUGAUCUUAUUCCUGUUCUCAACAUUACCAAUCUUGUUAUGGGAACUACGCGGCUGCCCCGCUCCAGAUUGCUGAGGAAAAAAAUUGCAAAAGCGGAAUUUGUGAAGAAGAAUGCUCCGGAGUAUUGCGAGGUUACUGUUGUUCAUGAUGGCAAGAAGAUUCCAGAGGUUCAUCAGGCGACAAAGAUGGUGCACACUUCUCUGUCAUCCACUACUCAUACACAAGAUUUUUCUCGCAACUCUGAUAAAAAGUUUUACAAUUGUGUAUGCUUUUCAGUUUGUAGGCGUGAGGUCAAGGAUUCGUAAGCGAAACAGGGUAUAAGAACUUUGCAAUUGGCAAUGGACAGACAGACCAUCACACAACUCAAAAGUUUUGGGUGUUCAAAGAGAAAAAUAUUUAUCCAGUUACUAACAAUGUUCAUAUUUUUUUUUUGUCAUUUUAGCUCUUUGGAAGUGUAGGAUUAAUAGUGUAUUUUUGUAUUUGUAUAGAAGAGAAGAGAAUUUAAUUACACAAAAAUGGGGGAGAAGUUGUGGAAUAGAAGUCAUGUUUCUCAA
This is a messenger RNA of Mercurialis annua (annual mercury), 1194 nucleotides long. RefSeq names its product U-box domain-containing protein 33-like. Bases 193 to 945 code for a protein of 250 amino acids. The transcript is spliced from 5 exons. Lineage: Eukaryota; Viridiplantae; Streptophyta; Magnoliopsida; Malpighiales; Euphorbiaceae. The record is from RefSeq and is a predicted model, not a curated record.